Messenger RNA from Seminavis robusta, 1150 nucleotides. The record is from the annotation of a GenBank genome assembly. NCBI's taxonomy places the organism in Eukaryota, Bacillariophyta, Bacillariophyceae, Naviculales, Naviculaceae.
GUACCGGUAUGUUUAGACAGCACUGCUGGCCGACGCGAUUGAAGCUCUGGCAGUCGCUCUUUCGUUGCGUAUCUUUUCUCGGCAGGUUGACAACCAUGCAUCGGAACUGCAGCUGCAGGCUGGCCUCAUCGGAUGACACCACCACCAACUCAACCUCGCCUCGACCAGGAGUUGAAUCAAUCCAAUGAUCAUUGUCUGAUAAGAUCACUACCACCGCAAUGAAUUAUCUUUCCUUCAUCGCUCUCCUCUUUUCUGUCAGAUCGCUCCUUGUGGCGAGCUUUCACGUGUUACCUUUCCCAUCGGGAAGACAUUGCCGAUUAUCAGGCACAGCCGUGUCGCAGCCAGAGGUGUUCUCCCGGCAAGUUGUUCUUUUGGGGGCUGGGUUCGGAGGCGACUCGUCGAAGAAAAAGAAAGAAAAAAAGAUCAAGCCCAAGGCGCAGUGGGAUAGAUACUCUGGUGACCUAAAAAAAGAAAAGCCGUUUCGAGUUGCAGUGAAGGCCGAGGGCAAGAAAAGCGAUGAAUGGUUGGAGGUUGGCAAUGUAAAGAGCAAGGCCGAUGAAUACACAAUGGCUGCUGUCGCUCGGCAACGUGCGCUUAUUGCUGAGCACGCUCGUCGCUUGUUUCCACUUCAAGUUUCUACUAAAGAUAAGAUCGAAUGGGCCUAUUGGGACGCUGAAGGACAAGAUUGGAUCAUAGUUGACAAAUCUGUUCUGGAAGGAGAUAUACCCGAUGGUCUUGAAAAACUGAUUGGAUUUGAAGGUAGACCAGAUCCGGCCACCGGAUACUACUGUUAUUACAAUGAAGGAAAGCUUGUCAACAGUGAAGAUGAUCUCAAGAGGAGCUCAUCGAAGAAGUUGAAGUAGAUUCGUCGUCAUCUAUGCUACCUGGUGCUGCUUUUUUAGUUCUGGACAUUGCAAGAAGGAGAGCCAGAAUUGAAUAUCCAGACGGCUUCAUAUUCCCAUCCACGAUCCUCCCCUGCUGUCUUCCUCCAACGCGGAGCAACAUUCAUUCAAACUGGAUUAGCGAACGGUUAAGCCGGCCUCAAGAUUGCAAGUGGACAAUAGUGCUAUAGGAUCAUAGCAAAAAGUGACCGAACUAACUGUAGCGCACCAAGCUCCGCCGAAAAAUGUAUCUCGAUCUAUAGCGGCGU